This is a messenger RNA of Acaulospora colombiana, 1703 nucleotides long. NCBI's taxonomy places the organism in Eukaryota, Fungi, Glomeromycota, Glomeromycetes, Diversisporales, Acaulosporaceae. The record is from the annotation of a GenBank genome assembly.
UCGAAAAUAACUUGGACAAAGAGAUAUCAUACCGCACAUUUUAUAAGGCCUUGAAAGAAAUAAGUAAGGAUCAAGAAGCUUCUCCGUUCGAUACUGCAGAAACACGUGAACCAUGGGAUCAUGCUGUCACAGUUUCUGACGUGAAUAAAGCAGUAGAUGUGGUAAAAGCGUAUAUGAUUCUAGAUGAAAUCACGAGACAGCGUGUAAAACAUCUGGUCCUGCCAAUGACCACAAAAUCCAAGCAAUCAAACUUACCAGAAAUUUUGACGAGAAAAAGACGGCGUAAUAUAUGUUUGGAUGAUAAUGAUGGUGAAAAAAUUUUAAAGAAGACAAAGUUUAUAAAUGAAAAAAUUCUUGAUAUUGAAUCCUUGGAAGGAACAACUUUUAGGGUGAUCUCAAAAAAUGAAGAAACAAGAAUGACAAGAAUUCCACACUGCAACCCGAGUUUCAUGGGUUUCCGUUCUGAGAAGGGAAUGUUGUUUGUUGAUAAAACCAUAUAUAUUGAGAAAUUGGAACAGGAAACUUCAAGCUUUAAGUAUCCUACCAAUUCACGAAAUAAGUGUUUGGUUCUUAAUUUUGAUCUCUCGUUUAUUGAUGUCUCUUCCGCUCAUUCAAUGAAGAAAAAUUUUAAUGAGCACAUUAACACUGCAUUGCAAAUGUUUAUUCAAAAAUAUGAUGAAGAGUUGGGACAACCAGACAUGAAAGAAUUGAUUUUCAAGCAAGCCGCUGGAUGCAUUGAUGGCACUAUCGAUAAAUUAUACGUUACCGGAGUUACCCCAGCAUUCCGUACAGGGGUUAGUCCGCUUCUUAUAUUGGAGGACAUUUCGGAGAGACGGCAAUUCUCCGGAAUUUGCGGAUUUACUCAACAAGAAGUGCAGUCAAUAGUUGCAUGUUAUUUAGGAAACGAUACUGAGGCUAUAAACGAUGCAACGGAUGACAUCAAACGGCUGUAUUUCGGAUAUAAUUUUGUCAAUACCAAAUUUGAUGUUGGCAUCCCAUCCAUAUAUAAUAUCCAUCUGGUUUUUCAUUAUUUGCGAGAAAGACGAAGCGGCAAUCAUGUUUUCAAAACUUUUGAACCAACAGCAGUAAAUUCCACAAAGAUACUCGCGUGCAUCGCUGAUCUAAGUCCAGUUUCCAUUGAUGAUCUUCUCACACUUCUGGCGGUUAUGUCGUUGAAAACUGCAAGUGAAGCCGUGAUGCAAGCAACCCUUGAAGUUCUUCUUCCCUCAUCAUUUCGCAUUUGUGAGUUUCGUCUAGUGAUGAAUGGGAUGAGACAAUAUGGCGAUGGGCGUUUUGGUUAUGUGGAUAUAUUUGUCCUUGAAAAUGGAGCCGAGUCAACAUCGAAUGUUGUGUUAGAACUCAAAUACCUUACAAUCGCUGGUCUUUUAAGUGGAGAACGAGGGCAUUGGAUAAAGAACCCAGAUGCAAGUAGUCUGAAAACGUUGGAUGAAGUUAUCGGAAGGGAGAGUGAAGAAAAGCUGUUACAACGCAAAUACAUGUAUUGGUCACGAGAACAUAAUAGUCCAGUAUCGAAGGAGCUGACUGGCAUUUUAGACGAUGGGUACCAGCAAUUAGAAAAAUAUAUCGAGAUAAUUGGAAGAGGGCGUCCGGAAAAUUAUACUGAUUCGGGUGUUUUGGAUUCGAGGGUCGUGGUUAAAAGUGGAUCCUCUCAAUUAAGAGGAAAAAAGUCAAAGAAAAUAUGA